Molecule: messenger RNA, 204 nt
Organism: Plenodomus lingam JN3
Lineage: Eukaryota; Fungi; Ascomycota; Dothideomycetes; Pleosporales; Leptosphaeriaceae
Source: RefSeq, a predicted model, not a curated record
AUGGGCGCCGUUGUAUCCUGCAUCAAGUCCAUCUUUCGCACAAUUGGCAACUGCAUCAUGGCCAUUGUGAACGCCAUUGCCGCCGGUCUCAAGGCUGUCAUCAACGCCAUCGUCUCCCUCUUCGGCAUCAUCAUCAGCUGCCUGACGUGCGGUCGUGGCGGCGGCGGCAGAAGGACUAGAACUACCCAUACGAGUAGAGUCUAG